CUAUACGAUGGUGAUUUCAAGUGUGAUCUGGAAGAGAGCGGCUUUGUAGAUUACAACUCUCAAAGCACACAAAAUAUCUACGACACCGCUCUAGCUUCCGCUCCCCCUCCCCCUCUGCCUUCCCUCCCUUCUGCUCAUCCGUCAAUAUCAGAGUACUUACCUUCAACUUUCAUGCCCACUGAUACAUCUUCCUACCUCCAAGUUCGGGGUGAUGAGUCAUUCUCCGCCAAGUAUACUAAUAACGGUGGUGAAUUUCUCGGUGAUAAUCCGUUGGAGGAUCAAAUCCUACCUUCCCUGUCCGAGCAAAGCUACGACUAUGGUAUGCCGUCUGCCUCGGCAACUCAGAGCUUCCAUUCUACUGCUUAUGCUAUGGAACCAGCUGAAGAACAUCGCUUAGGAGAAUCUGAAAAUCAUAGUUUCAGACCAUUCAUCCAAGAUAGUCAUCCAACAAUAUAUACCUACCGGUCUUUGGCUCAAUCAACCCCUCAACAGAAUGAAGGCUUUAAAUUUGACAAUCAAAUCUACAUGACACAGGAAUUUGGAGGCGCGGAUACUUCUGACACCCAAACAAGAAUUUCUGAUGAUCUACAGACAUCAAACGACACACAAAAGGGAAGGACUGCUCCAAACAGCCAGUUGAACCCAAAUGCAGUGGCUAUCAUGGAUGAAUGGUACAGAGCGCAUCUAGAUAGGCCAUAUCCCAAUAAAGAGGAGAAAAUGCGGAUGGCAAUUGCUGGAGAUAUUACAGAAACUCAGGUAGGUUCGUGGUUUGCUAACCGACGCAAUCGCAGUAACAAUACACGACCGAAACAGAAUAUGAAGCGGCUAAAAGUGGCUAUUUGGAACCUAUGUUGCGAGUAUCAGGAGAUGUGCAACGGACUUGUUAAUGCCACGGAAAUGCAAGCAAGGAUUAUUAGCCUAAUCGAGCGGCACACUAAAUUCUAA
Molecule: messenger RNA, 945 nt
Organism: Hydatigera taeniaeformis
Lineage: Eukaryota; Metazoa; Platyhelminthes; Cestoda; Cyclophyllidea; Taeniidae
Source: the annotation of a GenBank genome assembly